This is a messenger RNA of Brugia malayi, 288 nucleotides long. RefSeq lists its product as uncharacterized. Lineage: Eukaryota; Metazoa; Nematoda; Chromadorea; Rhabditida; Onchocercidae. The transcript is spliced from 2 exons. The record is from RefSeq and is a predicted model, not a curated record. Bases 1 to 288 code for a protein of 95 amino acids.
AUGCGUGCUUCAAAAAAUUACAUGAUAGACCUUAGUGAUUUGUGUAUUAUUACCGGGACAACAGUUGCUUCCGAAUAUCCGACAUCAAUAACAAGAGCAUUUGAGACACCAAAUGAAAAUGUUGCCAAUAGAUGCGAUGGAGCGAAAAGUACCGAUGGAGCAUCGAAAGCAUCAAAUAGUACUCGUGCCACGGCAUUUCGAUGUGAUGUCCGUGUCAAAAUACUUUCAACGAUUACAAUUCGGCGAUCUUUGGCAACCGUUAGUAAGUAUCUAACAAGUGUAAGGUGA